UCCACCUCAUUCAAAAGGAUUAACCCAGCUGCAUGUAGAGAAGAGAUUUCCCAUCCAGGUUUUGUUCUUAAUCCAUCAUAGUGCCUUUUUUCUACCAGGUGGUGGUUAAUGUUCUUUCGAAUGCACAAGCAUGGGGCAUGGCUUCUGUGCCUUUGCCUGGUCUUUACCUGCAGCUAACUAGUGUUUCUGUUCCAUCCGGCAUUCAAAAAAUGCUCACAGGUGAAAGGCUUUGCCAGUCCAAGUCUCACAAGGCUGCUGUCCUCACAGCCCUGAACCAGCAGAGACAUGAUGGGAUACUCUGUGAUGUCACCCUGGUUGCUGAGGAACAGAAAUUCCAUACCCACAAGGCAGUCCUGGCAGCAUGCAGUGACUAUUUCAGGAUAAUCAUGUUUAGUCUGUGCAUGGUGGAAAGUGGAGCUGAGGAAGUGAAUUUGCACGGUGUCACCAGUGUGGGACUGAAGCAGGCUCUAGACUUUGCUUACACAGGGCAGAUCUUGUUGGAUCCCGGUGUGAUACAGGACGUGUUGGCUGCAGGGAGCCAUCUUCAAUUGCUGGAGCUCCUCAGCUUGUGUUCCCACUAUCUCAUCCAGGAGCUGAACAGCUUCAAUUACCUUGACAUGUACAAGCUGGCAGACCUGUUUAACCUGCCGUUGCUGGAGGAGGCUGUGGUGAGCUUCCUGGUGAAGCACCUGUCCGAGCUGCUCAGCAGUCGCCAGGAAGAGGUGCUGAUGCUUCCCUACCGUCUCCUCAGGGAGGUGCUCAAGAGCGACCAGCUUACAUCUCCCAGCGAGGAGCAGAUCUGGCAGGUAGGCAGCAACCUGCUCAGCAUUACAGCAAGAGCUGGGAACUGGGAGAGCUUUCACACCGGAUAUCACCCCACUCUAUAG
This is a messenger RNA of Polyodon spathula (Mississippi paddlefish), 887 nucleotides long. Its product is annotated as kelch-like protein 32. The record is from RefSeq and is a predicted model, not a curated record. NCBI's taxonomy places the organism in Eukaryota, Metazoa, Chordata, Actinopteri, Acipenseriformes, Polyodontidae. The coding region runs from base 138 to 887 and encodes 249 amino acids. The transcript is spliced from 4 exons. Gene Ontology annotation, molecular function: protein binding.